GAUCUUGGAAAAGAAGUGUGAUCUCAUUGCAUGUCUCUGCUCUAACUCUGUUCAGAAAUCAUCAACACUCCCAUGGAUUCUGUUCAAUCACCCUGUGAAAAGACGGUUAUAAAAACCCACUGAACUGUACAGAAACACACCAGGAUUAUUUUCACUAAUGCUAAAGACUACACACUAAACAAACGUUCAAAAAUAAUUUACUUUGUUUUGUAAAUAUUUUCUUUAAUCAGAAACAUUGGUAUAGUUUAGUGAGAUUACUGCAGUGUUUUAUGUCAGAAGAAAAAUCUGAGAAACAGAAGACCCUCUUUCAGUCUGAGAAACUAUAGAGAUCAAUAACACAUCUAUUUCAGGUUACCUUUUUCCUGUGGGCCCCUCCUUUUUUUUCUAAGUGCUGUAGUGUGUAUAACUCUCCUCACCCCUGCACACAGAUACACCAGGGUUUGAUUCACCCAACAGACCGUUUCCUCUUUGUCUCUGGUCUGAUACACAAUGCUUCAGUUUACAACUCUCUCUGUGUUUCUCUGUGUCAUGGGUUUGCUCUCAGAGACUCUGAGCUCCCCAAAUUUGGAGGCAGAAGCUGGAGAUAACGUCACUAUUUGGUGCCAACAUGAUCUGACUGAAACAUCUUUCAUCUUCUGGUUUAAACAGACGAGUGAUUCAGUUCCACUUCUUCUUGGGUGUAAAAGGUUUAGGACAUCAGCUCCAUCAGAGACGUGUUACUUCUUUAGUGAGAGUGAGAGAAUAGUGAUGUCUGUUCAUGGCAGUAAAACGUCUCUCACAAUCACUGCAGUAAACGUCUCUGAUACAGGACUCUAUUACUGCAGCUUCACACAACUGGAGCAAGUUAGAUUUAGAAACUCCACCAAUUUACAAGUGAAAGGUUCAGUGUCUCCUGCUGUGUUCUUCAUGCUGAUUGUGGUGUUUGGUGCAGUGAUUGUGUUUCUUCUCACUGUCCUGAUCUUCAUCAUACUGAAACACAGAAAAACAGUUUCUGACUCGGACUCUGUGAAUUACGCUGCACUUCAGUUCUCUAAGAAGAAAACCAAGAGGGACAAGAGACACGAUUUUGAGGUAGGAAGGUGGAUAAGAGACCAUGGCGGGUCCUGCAUGUUGUUGAUGAGGCCAGUUGCUGAUGGAAAGAGGUUUUUAUCUUGCUGGACCACAGUCUUUGCAGGAGGGGAGAGCAUUGAAAAGAUUGCGCCAGGGUGCGAGGUGGCAGCAGUGUACCAGGUGGUGAUGGAGGAGCAUCCACUUGAGGUCCUGGCCAAAGACGAUGGAGGCGGAAGGAGGCAGAAGUGGAAGGAGUCUACAGUUUCUGACUCCGACUCACUUCAGUUCUCUAAGAAGAAAACCAAGAGGAACAAGAUAUACGAUGUAAAUGUUUAUACACAUGUUGUCUAUUCUUCAGUGGGACAGAGGAAUGUGUGA
Molecule: messenger RNA, 1428 nt
Organism: Hemibagrus wyckioides
Lineage: Eukaryota; Metazoa; Chordata; Actinopteri; Siluriformes; Bagridae
Exons: 9
Coding region: 490-1428 (312 amino acids)
Biological process (GO): response to bacterium
Source: RefSeq, a predicted model, not a curated record